Messenger RNA from Nerophis lumbriciformis (worm pipefish), 651 nucleotides. The record is from RefSeq and is a predicted model, not a curated record. Lineage: Eukaryota; Metazoa; Chordata; Actinopteri; Syngnathiformes; Syngnathidae.
AUGGAAGCAGUGGCACUUUAUACGUUUCGUGCCACCGAGGGUGAUGAACUGAGUUUCAACAAAGGAGAGUUGUUAAAGAUCACCAACAUGGAGGAUGACCCCAACUGGUACACAGCUGAGCUCCACAACAGAAAAGGCUUUGUGCCCAAAAACUACAUCAACCUGCGGCCACAUGCGUGGUUUGCAGGUCGUAUAUCUCGUGGUGUGGCAGAAAGUCGACUGAGACACAGGGAAUGUGGAGCAUUUUUGGUCCGGGAGAGUGAAAGUGCUCCUGGAGAGUUUUCCAUGUCGGUCAGUUAUGGAGACCAUGUACAACACUUCAAGGUGCUGCAGGAUCGUUGCAGUCAGUACUACGUGUGGGAUGAGCUCUUCUCCUCCCUGAACGAACUUGUGGAGUUCUACCAUAGCAACAGCAUCGCAAAGGAGAGGACUGUUGUUCUGCGAGACCCCGAACACUUUGCAAGACGUCCUCACCACGCCCACGCUCUCUUCGACUUCAACCCUCACCACCCCUCACAGCUACGUUUCCUGCGGGGUGACGUCAUCGAGCUCAUUGACUGCUCCGACUCAGUGCGCUGGAGGGGCCGUUGCCAUGGACACGUGGGCUACUUUCCCCCGGAGUAUGUCCAACCUGUUUACCACUGUCAGUGA